AUGCUCGCGUAUAGCCUGUUGUUCACCGCCGCGUACCUCAUCCACGUGGCGACCUACUGCGCCCAGAACCUGAAGGGUCUCGGUUACUCUAAUGUGGCGACCAAGUCGACCAAGGUGGAAGAGUCGGAUGAGUACGUAGGUCGCGAUGAGCGCCAGGACGCAAAUUCGCACAAGUACACCCACGUAUUCCCGUUGUUCUAUGAGAAGGCCAAGGCGAUGGAAAACGAGGUUGCCAUCACAGAGCUAGAAGAUUCUGAAGUAAAAAGAGAAACUACCUACGGACAAUUAUUCCAGCAGGCUCUAAGUUUAAGUCAUCACCUUAACACCCUGGAUGGAGGAGUACCGAUGAAAAAGUAUGAAGAAGCAUGCAACAAAGGGCAAUUCAAACUGUUAGGAAUUUAUGGAUCCAAUUCUGCUAAUUGGUUAGUGGCUGACUUAGCCUCCAUGGUUAGUGGAGUCACAUCCCUAGUGAUGCACUCCAAGUUUAGCAUUGAUGAAGUGUGCGAAAUAUUGAACGAGAGCAAACUGGAGUGGCUAUGUAUAGACCUGAACUUGGUGGAGUCUUUGCUUGAGAGGAAGGAUAAAUUACCCCAUUUAAAAAAAUUAAUCAUAUUGGAUAAUUUAAAUCAUAACACAAAUAAAGGAAAGCGAGCGAACCGCCCAGGGGCUCCCACAGAAACGCAAGAACAGAAGGAGAAACGAGAAAAAUCGGAAAAGUUGGAAAAGGAGAAUUUAGAUUUGUUUAAAAAAUUGAAAGCGAAAGCAGAAGAAUUACAAAUGAGUAUGUGUGAGAUAAAUGACUUAACAAAGGAUAAGGUGACCAAAUACAAUGUAGCAAAAAAAUCUGAUCCGGAACAUAUAUCUACCAUUGUGUAUACUUCAGGCACUUCAGGAAAACCAAAGGGAGUCAUGUUAAGUAAUAGAGCCCUGUACUACACUGUGGUACCAGUUAGCAAAUUAAGCAUUUUCGCAACGUUCCAGCCAAAACACCAUUUUUCCUAUUUACCCCUUUCGCACAUAUAUGAACGAGCCAUAGCAUACUUAAGUUUUUAUCGAGGCAUACACAUAAGAGUAUGGAGCAAAGACAUAACCCUUUUUUCAAAAGACCUGUCUCAGUCAGGUACUAACAUCGUUGUGGGGGUGCCCAAAGUAUUCAACAGAAUAUACACAAGCAUCAUAAAUGAAAUUGCAAAGUUACCUCCAUUUAAAAGAUUUAUGGUGCAAAGAAUAAUAGCUAUGCGUAGGGCAAAUAAUUCUGGGGCAUUUUCAAAAUUUCUCGAAGACUUAACUCACGUGUCACAAAAAAUAAGAGACACAAUUAACCCCACAGCGGAUGUAUUUUUAAGUGCAGGUGGAAAAAUAUCUCCUAAAGUUGAAAGAGAUCUAAGUGUUUUAUUAAAUAUUAAUUUUUACCAAGCAUAUGGUUUGACUGAAACAACUGGACCCGUCAUAGUUCAACAUGUCAGGGAUACGUCCACAGGUAAUAUUGGAGGACCUGUGUCUCCGCAUGUACAAUAUAAAGUACAAACAUGGGAAAAGUAUAACGCUAAGGCCAAACCACCAAGAGGAGAACUACUCCUAAAGGGACCACAAUUAUUCAGUGGAUACUUCCUUAAGCCAGAACAAACAAAAAAUGCAUUUACAAAGGAUGGUUUUUACAAAACAGGAGAUGUCGUACAAAUAAAUAAAGAUGGGUCUAUUACCUUCUUGGACAGAUCUAAGGGGUUAGUAAAAUUAUCACAAGGAGAAUACAUCGAGACAGAAAUGCUUAACAAUUUAUACUCAGACAUAGAAUUUGUUAAUCAUUGUGUAGUGUAUGGUGAUGACUCCAUGGAUGGACCACUCGCCAUUCUCAACCUAGACAAGAGCUUAUUCGCAAAAUUUCUCGAGAGAGAUGGGGUCUUAAAAGAACAAGGAAUAACCAUUGAGGAGUUCUUAAAAAAUUUGAACGAUGAAAAACUUAAUAAGGAGGUGUAUCUCAAAUACGUCAGGGAAAAAAUGCUCGGCAUGUACAAAACGACCAAUUUAAAUCGCUACAACAUUAUAAAUGAUAUUUAUCUCACUGGUAAAGUGUGGGACACCAGCAACUACCUCACCCCUACUCUGAAGGUCCGAAACUUCUACGUCUAUAAGGACUUUCAAUCCUUCAUUGAUAAAAUCAGGAAGGGUUAUAAGGAUAAAAUGAAACUCAAGAAUAAAUAG
Molecule: messenger RNA, 2202 nt
Organism: Plasmodium fragile
Lineage: Eukaryota; Apicomplexa; Aconoidasida; Haemosporida; Plasmodiidae
Exons: 1
Coding region: 1-2202 (733 amino acids)
Cellular component (GO): endoplasmic reticulum; membrane
Molecular function (GO): long-chain fatty acid-CoA ligase activity
Source: RefSeq, a predicted model, not a curated record